Messenger RNA from Pygoscelis adeliae (Adelie penguin), 651 nucleotides. RefSeq names its product uroplakin 3A (gene UPK3A). NCBI's taxonomy places the organism in Eukaryota, Metazoa, Chordata, Aves, Sphenisciformes, Spheniscidae. The record is from RefSeq and is a predicted model, not a curated record.
AUGAGCAGCCAUUGGGUUCUAUUAGCCUUUUUCUGCUUGGGACAGCUGUGUGCAGAUCAAAGCCUGAAACCUCAGAUUGCAGCGCCUCAGCUUGCUACAAACAAUCCAACUCUCACUACAGUUGCUCUAGAAAAACCUUUCUGUAUGCUUGACAGCUCACUGCGUCCAAAUAAAUCUUAUGUCAUCUACUUGUACACAAUGAAAGAAUCAGCAAGUGCAAUAAGCUCCCUGGUGACUGACAACAACAGCAAACCACUCGACAGCACCUUCCAACAAACAAGUGGAGGGCAGCUCGGACCUUACAAGGCUGCCUUGUUCAAUGUACCCAAUUGUGCAUCACCUCCCAAACUUGCUGAUGUUGACAUCGUCAACAAAGUUUCUGAUGUCCUGAAACAAUACCUCUUCAGAGUUGGGGAUGAUGGGACUUGUUUGGAUGACCCAAACUUCCUAGCUGUCUGUAACCCACCUCUUGCACCAGACACAACAUACAGGUUUAAAUAUGUGUUGCUAGAUAGCACUGAAGGGAUCAUGAAAGACCAAACUCUCUGGUCUGAUCCAAUCAAAACCAGAAAAGGGGAUCAGAAGAUUCUUCUGCAGAGACAAGGUGUGUGUCUGGGACUACUCAACAGAGUGAACCGAGACCACAGUUAA